AACGAAACGAAAACUUAUUCAAUUUUUUCCCCUUUCAACUUUUAUUAUUAUUAUUAUUAUUAUUCAUUAUUCAUAUUUACUUAAGUUACUUGUUAUAAGUUUUCGCAAAUAAUCUCUAUACAUUUAGAUUGAAAACUUGUUUUAAAUGUCUUCAUCUUUUAAAUUACCACAAACAUUUUCUAAUCAUAAAGAUCAAUUUGAUGUACAACAUUCUCAUAAUAACUCUUUUACCGAAUUACAAUCACAGCAAAUGGAUAACCGUCAUUUAGACUCUAAACCUGUUAAUAGUGUUCCAUUGCCUACUCAUAUUAAUAUCACUGAUACAAUGGAUGAUGGGAGCUUUGGUGAAUAUGCUGAAGUCGAACAUAUGGUGCGUAAUCCUGCUUUAGAAGCUCAAUUGUCUCGUCUAUCUGCUCAAAAUGUUCCUUAUUCUGCGGAAGGUCCUAUUUCAUCUCGACUUCGUCGUAGAAAUUCUACUGGGUUUUCUUUUGGUGCUUCAAGUUUUGAUCAUGAAGCAGAGAGUGAGAAUGUGAGUGCUCUUAUCGAUAAUGCUUUAACUAAAUCCCUUCAUCUUAUUUUGAGGCCGUUCGUCUUUCUUUUAUUUAUGACCUUUUGGAUUAUCAAGGAACCUAUAAUUCGUGUCUUGACCUUUAUUACCAUUCUUGUUUCUACUGUAAUUGUGGAUCCAAUUUUAUUCCUAUUCUCUCUUUUACCUACCUUUGAUAACAAUCAAAUGCCUACUAUUGAAUCCCGUCGUAAAAUUUCUCGUGUCUUUACUGCUGUUAUGCUCCUUUUUUUCUUUAUGAGUGGUGUUUAUCUAAAGAAGCCUGAUAAUAUGUCAAUGCAAAAGGCAGCUACUCAUAGACUCUCCUCUUUCUAUAAUAAGACAGCCUCAUUUCUUUAUAGCAUAACACAGCAACAACGGGAUAUUUCUGAUCUUGAUCAUAAAUUUUCUGAAAUAGAGAAAAACGUCAUGGACUUAUUAUCUAAAGCCAGAGCUGCCCAAACCGUCACUGAUAAUUGGGAUGAAUAUCGUCGAAAUCUAGCUGCUGAACUUCGUUCGCUUGUUAAAUCCGAAACCAGGGAAAUGGCGAGUCGUUUGCUCAAGGAACCACUUGCACAGGUCGAUCUCUUGGAAGACUUUGAAGAUUUACAAGACUUUGUUACAGACUUGGUUUUGGUUCAAACUGAUAAAAAGGGCAAGUUAAUUCUUCCGAAUCAUUUCUAUGAUCUCUUAAAGAACCGUGAAGACUGGGUCAAUUACUGGAAUGAUCAAGAAUUGGCUCUGUCACACUUCUUGGAGCAUGGCCGUCAAACCAAAUCCUCUCUCGUCAGCAAGUAUAAGUUGAUAGUCAUCAGUAAAAAAGUCUUUUGCACCUAUAUCAUGAAUGACUUGGCCCGAAUGGAGAAUAAGCCUACUAAAAUUGCCGAUUUUGCAUUAGAAUCGCGUGGUAGUAAACUUUUGUUCAGUAGGACGAGUAGUACAUAUAUUCCAAAGGGUUCCUUGCUCUCCGCUAUCUUUAACCCUUUCUAUCUUGCAGCCUCCAAUUCUCCAAGAAGAAUCAUUCAAAAUGGUCGUGAGGUAGGGCUUUGCUGGAGGAUGUUAGGCACGCAAGGUCAUGUUGGUAUCCUCUUGAGCGAACCUAUCUUUGUUCAAGGGAUCACAAUUGAACAUCCUUCAAAGUAUGUAUGGGAUCAAUUCGAAAGCGCUCCUAGGGAGAUUGAAGUCCUUGCUCUCUCUAGCUACCCAGAUCUUCCUGAUGUUCCCGUUUCGCUUGGUCUUGUUCAUUACGAUAUCAACAAGCGAAAGGAUCCUGAAAUUCAAACCUUUGAAUUAGACUUCUAUCCUGAGAUGCCAAUCAAGGCAAUUGUAGUAAAGGUAAACAACAAUUGGGGUUAUAGAACUUGGACUGAACUUUGUCGAGUUCGAGUGCAUGGUGUCCCUGCUCGCUUUGCUUCUUAGAUAUUUUCUUUCUUUCUUUCUUUCUCUCAUUCCCACUUUUAUAUAUAUAUAUAUAUAUUGCUAAUAUUUUAUUUAGAAAGAAUCCCUUUCC
Cokeromyces recurvatus is the source of this 2054-nucleotide messenger RNA. Its product is annotated as UNC-like C-terminal-domain-containing protein. NCBI's taxonomy places the organism in Eukaryota, Fungi, Mucoromycota, Mucoromycetes, Mucorales, Mucoraceae. The coding region runs from base 146 to 1963 and encodes 605 amino acids. Gene Ontology annotation, biological process: nuclear envelope organization. The record is from RefSeq and is a predicted model, not a curated record. Gene Ontology annotation, molecular function: protein-membrane adaptor activity. Gene Ontology annotation, cellular component: nuclear envelope. The transcript is spliced from 2 exons.